Adineta ricciae is the source of this 2223-nucleotide messenger RNA. The record is from the annotation of a GenBank genome assembly. Lineage: Eukaryota; Metazoa; Rotifera; Eurotatoria; Adinetida; Adinetidae.
AUGAAAAGUACAAUUCGUUUAUUAUUAACUUUAAUUAAUAAAUUUGAAAUUGUUUAUCAAUAUAUAAAACAACGUCAACAAAUCUUUCGACAAUUAAUUGAUAAAGAAAAUCAAAUUUAUUUACUUUUAUCUUCAUUGAUGAACGAUGAACAAAUUAUUCAAUCGAUUCAAAAUAAUCGACAAUUUCAACAAAUUAUUCGAGAUUUUCUUUAUCAAAAACACGAACAAAUAUUUUAUCAAAAUUCCAUAUUAAACAGAAGAUUAAAAGUUUUAUAUGACGAAGCAUCAAUUGUGAACGUUAUUGAUGAAGGAAAACAUUCUUUACGAGAAAAUACGAAACAUUCCAUUUCUACACUUCCAGUUAUAAAAGAAGAAAGCAAAAAUGUGUUAAAAGGUUCAACAGAAUUAAUUCAAUUUCAUGGAAAAGAUAAUAAAUUAAUGAAUUCGAAAGAAACUGAUAAAAUGUCCAAUGAAUUAUCAAUAAAUCCUGGUAAAGAUAUGAAAAUGUCUUCAAGGAAAAUCAUUGAUGAAAAAGAUUCGAAAAAUGUAACUAAUGACAAAAUUCCAUUGGAAUCUUCAUUAAUUAAUCAUAAUAAAAUACCGAUGGAUAAUCCAAAUGAUUCAAUGAGUGAAAAAUGUUUAAAUGAAGAUACAGAGAAAUCUUUAGAAUAUUUUCUUAAAUCAUUAAAUUGUCAAGAAAAGAAUUCAAAAGUCAAUCAUUUACUUGUUGGUAUUUGUCAUCAAAAUAUUGGAGGAAUUUUUGUUAAAAAACAUCUUUAUGAUAAAGCUUUGGAUCAUUAUUUAAAAUCAAUUUCGAUUUAUGAAAAACAUUUAAAAAAUGAGAAAAAAGAAGAAGAAAUGAAUAUAAAAUUACUUUAUGGGAAAUGUCAUUGUGAAAUUGCACGAAUUUAUCAAAAAGAGAAUUAUUAUGAUAAAUCAACCGAAUAUUUUCUUAAAACGAUUCAAUUUAUGGAAGACAAUUUUCCUUUAGACAAACUUUGUUUCUUAGCGGAUUGUUAUGAAGGAAUUGGUUUAAAUUUUUAUCGUAAAUCUCAAUAUGAUCUUAGUAUUGAAUAUUAUAGUAAAUGUUUAGAUUUUCUUUUAAAACAUUUAAAAGUAGCGAAAGGUUGUGAUCAUCAAAAAGAAAUUGUUUCAUGUCUUAUUGAUUUAAGUUGUGUUUAUAUUGAUAAAAAAGAUUAUACAAUUGCAUUAAGAAAUUUAGAAAAAAUCUCUCAAAUUUUACCUUUGAAUCAUAAAGAUUAUCCAAAUUCGUUUCUGUUCAUUGGUUUAUGUUAUAUGGAACAAAAACAAUAUGAAAUUGCAGUGAAACAUUUCCAUACAGCGAUUCAACAUUAUGAAAAACAUUUACCUUCGAAUAAAGAAAAUUAUGCGUUAUGUUAUUCACAUCUUGGAACUUGUUAUUCAAAUAUGACAAAACAACUCUAUGAGAAAGGCAUUUCUUCAAUUUUAAAAGCAAUUGAAAUCUAUGAAAAUGAUUUUCCCGAACAAAAAAGUAACAUUGCACAAUGUUAUUGGACUUAUGCAUUUAUUCUUUCUAAACAAGGAAAAUAUGAUGAAGCCAUUUUAAAUUUAUACAAAUCGUUAGAAUUUCGUUUAAAUGAAGAUUCAUUAAAUAUUGGUUUAUCGUAUAAUCUUCUUGGAAAUUGUUAUUUAAAGAAAUUUGAAUUUAAUCAAGCUUUAUCAUCAUUAUUAAAAGCAAUGAAUAAUUAUGAAAAACAUCUUUUAGAUUUAUUUAAUGAAAUUGGUGCAUCGAUUUUUCUCGAUAUUUCGACUUGUUUAUUAAGAUUAAAUAAUUUUGAUUAUGCUUUAGAAUAUGCAUUGAAAUCAUUGGAAAUCCGUGAAGAACUUUUACCAUUAAUUGAUUUACAAAAAGCCGAAUCACAUAGUAUUUUAGCAUUAAUUUAUUCUCAAGAACAAAUUCAACAAGAUAUCAAAUGUAAUCAACAUUCAACAAAAGCUUUAGAAAUCUGUCGACAAUUAAUUUAUAAUAAAGAAGAUUUAGAAAAUAUUGGAGAUGUUUUUCAAAACAUUGCCGAAGUGUUUCUUAAUGUUAAUGAUUUUGGUCAAUCAAAGAAAUAUUAUGAAAUUGCAUUGAAAUUUAUGAAAAUUGAUAAAAUUCAAAAUCAUGUUGAUAUUCAAAGAAUUGAAAAUCUUAUUCAAGAAUUGGACAAAACUCAAUUAUUAAUCAAAUCAAAAAAUUAA